This is a messenger RNA of Wickerhamiella sorbophila, 570 nucleotides long. Its product is annotated as Thymidylate kinase. Gene Ontology annotation, molecular function: ATP binding; dTMP kinase activity. The transcript has a single exon. The record is from RefSeq and is a predicted model, not a curated record. NCBI's taxonomy places the organism in Eukaryota, Fungi, Ascomycota, Dipodascomycetes, Dipodascales, Trichomonascaceae. Gene Ontology annotation, biological process: dTTP biosynthetic process; dUDP biosynthetic process; dTDP biosynthetic process. Bases 1 to 570 code for a protein of 189 amino acids. Gene Ontology annotation, cellular component: cytosol; nucleus; cytoplasm.
AUGAAAGCAAAAUUCAUUAUUGUAGAGGGUCUCGAUAGAGCAGGGAAGUCUUCCCAGUGUGAAUUGCUGGUCAAAGAAUUGAGCAAAUCAGGCCCAGUAGAGCUGCUCAAGUUCCCCGACAGAACUACAGCCGUGGGUAAAAUGAUCGACGCGUACCUUCAAUCAAAGAGCGAUUUAAACGACCAAGCAAUUCAUUUACUCUUUUCUGCAAACCGCUGGGAAGCAGUAGAGGAUAUUAAGUCGAAACUAAACAGUGGCGUCACCCUCGUCGUAGACCGGUUCUCGUAUUCUGGGGCGGCUUUCUCGGCAGCUAAGGGUCUCGAUCUGGGGUGGUGUAAACACCCUGAUGUGGGUUUGCCAGAACCCGAUAAAGUCAUCUUCCUCGAUGUAAGCGAGGAGGUUGCAAUGCAAAGAGGCGGCUAUGGCAACGAACGAUACGAGAAACUAGAGUUCCAACGCAAAGUUCGCAGUAUUUUUCAACAGUUACGAGAACCCAAUUGGGCAUGGAUCAACGCUGAUGAAUCUGUAGAAAACGUGCACCAAAGAAUAGUACAGGCACUUGGUGUAUAA